Humulus lupulus (European hop) is the source of this 1524-nucleotide messenger RNA. RefSeq names its product cytochrome P450 CYP72A616-like. The coding region runs from base 1 to 1524 and encodes 507 amino acids. Lineage: Eukaryota; Viridiplantae; Streptophyta; Magnoliopsida; Rosales; Cannabaceae. The transcript is spliced from 5 exons. The record is from RefSeq and is a predicted model, not a curated record. Gene Ontology annotation, molecular function: oxidoreductase activity, acting on paired donors, with incorporation or reduction of molecular oxygen; monooxygenase activity; iron ion binding.
AUGAUUCUCUAUGCUCUUCUCAAAGUUUUAUACAACAUUUGGUGGAAGCCAAUUCACUUAGAAAAACUCUUAAGGCAUCAAGGGAUCAAAGGAACCUCUUACAAGCUCUUACGUGGUGACCUAGACGAGAUCAAGCGGUCCACAAUCGAAGCACAAUCCAAACCUAUGUCUCUAAACAACCACGAGAUCAUGCCACGUGUCUUCCCAUUCUUCCAUGACUUGAUGCAAAAAUAUGGAAGAGUGUGCAUGACAUGGAUUGGAACAAAGCCAAGGGUGAUUAUAGGAGAGCCAGAGCUAAUUAGAAUGAUAUUAGCAGACAAAAAUAAUGAUUUUGUUAAGCCAAAACUCGCAAACCCUCUCGCCGGUUUUCUUCUAGUCGGCGUGGCCUCCUUGGAAGGAGACCGGUGGGCCAAACGGCGGCAGAAAAUCACUCAUGCUUUUCACCUCGACAAGUUAAAGGCUAUGGUACCAACGUUUUCGAUGAGUUGUUCAAGGUUGAUCGAGCAAUGGAUGAGGUUAAGUAGCAAUUGUGGUGAAGAAGGGUGUGAAAUAGAUGUUGCACCUGAAUUUCAGAGGUUUGCAGCUGAUGUUAUUGCUCGAACAGCUUUUGGAAGUAGCUAUGAAGAGGGAAAGAAAUUAUUUGAACUACAAAAGCAACAGAUUCCCCUAGUUUUUGAAGCUUAUUACAACAUUUAUAUCCCAGGUUUCAGAUUUAUACCAACAAAGAAAAAUAGAAAAAGAUAUAAAUUGGAGAAUGAAAUCACAGCCAUACUAAGAGACAUGAUCCGAAAAAGAGAGGAAGAUCAUCUGAGCCAAACCAACAGAGGCAGUAAUUUGCUGGAUUUACUACUGUUAAAUCACUCCAAAGAAGAAUUAUCUGAAAAUGGUUUGACCAUUGAGGAAAUAAUAGAUGAGUGCAAGUUGUUCUACUUUGCUGGUCAAGAAACCACUGCUAAUUUGCUGACGUGGACAAUUAUCAUGUUGGCUAUGCAUCCUAUUUGGCAACAAAGAGCUAGAGAAGAGGUUCUACACAUGUGUGGAAAUGAAUCUAAUCCUCACUUUGAUGCCAUUAAUCGAUUUAAGAUUAUACCAAUGAUUUUGAAUGAAGUUUUGAGGCUAUACCCUUCAUUGUGCAAUACAUAUCGUCAUAGCGAAAGAGAAACCACCAUUGGAGGAAUCACCAUUCCUGGUGGAGUGGAGAUAUUCUUGUUGAUGUUGUCUCUUCAUCACGAUUCAAAAUACUGGGGCGACGACGUUGCAGAGUUCAAACCAGAAAGGUUUGCCAAGGGAGUAGCAAAAUCUUCGAAAGACGAUCAAGAUGAAAUCGCCUUUUACCCAUUUGGUUGGGGACCAAGAAUAUGUUUAGGGCAAAACUUUGCAAUGAUCGAAGCUAAGAUAGGGUUGGCUAUGAUUCUCCAACACUUCUCUUUCGAGUUAUCUCCUUCUUACACUCAUGCACCUUACUCUGUCAUUAGUCUUAAGCCCCAACAUGGAGCUCCAAUUAUAUUUCAUCGAUUAAGUUGA